This is a messenger RNA of Colletotrichum abscissum, 2970 nucleotides long. RefSeq lists its product as uncharacterized. The record is from RefSeq and is a predicted model, not a curated record. Gene Ontology annotation, biological process: DNA-templated transcription; regulation of DNA-templated transcription. The transcript is spliced from 4 exons. NCBI's taxonomy places the organism in Eukaryota, Fungi, Ascomycota, Sordariomycetes, Glomerellales, Glomerellaceae. The coding region runs from base 1 to 2970 and encodes 989 amino acids. Gene Ontology annotation, molecular function: zinc ion binding; DNA binding; DNA-binding transcription factor activity, RNA polymerase II-specific.
AUGGCAGAGACGGAACAGACCGGCAACGAGCGGACAGGCUCAACGUCUGAUAGCGAGGAAGUCAUCGCGGUCGCAAAUCCAACGGUUGAUGCUCCAGUGUUCAAAUGCGAUUACUGUGGGAGCACCUUUGGCCGCCAGGAGCAUCUCACUCGGCACAAGCGAUCGCACACGAGAGAAAAGCCUUUUUCAUGCUCGGCAUGCGGCAAGAGCUUCUCCCGAUUAGAUGUUCUCACUCGUCAUGCGACCUCUCAUGAUGAGGUCGCAAGCGAGUCUCGGCGGCCUGUGGCAUCUUCCAGGGCAUGUCAGGCUUGCGCUGUAAGCCGUUCACGCUGCUCAAAAGAGAGCCCCUGUCGUCGCUGUACGGGUAAAGGUCUCGAGUGCAAAUAUCCAGCUGGCCGCCGCCGAGGUCCUCGUACAGCAGUACGGUCUCCGGAUGAAAUUACUGCUCCCGGAGACAGACAUGAUAGUCAGGGAGAGGUCAUGGAGUAUGCCGACCCAGCACAAGUUCCACAACCUCCAGGGAUGGCCGAGAUACCAUUCCCGACUCCGAAUCACGCGUCAGAAAGGCGCGCAGUCGAAACCUCGUGGACUCUUCCGCAAGUCCCAGGAGACAACGAUCAGACUUUCCCAGUAAACAACUGCGAAGUAGGUUAUGGGAUGAAUCCCAUAGACAACUUCAUUCAGAACGAGGAAUUUCCCGAGCAAUCUGCUGGUAUUUCGGCCAUCAACUGGCUUUCUCCUCAAUAUUAUUCAGAUUUUGAUUGGGGCAUCAUGUCUUCUGUGAACGAGAGAGAUGCCUUCUCGGCUAACCUAGACGGCGUACAAACCGUCAUGAAUGCCUAUGAGGCCGUACGACAAGGGCCCUGGCUGAACCUCCUCAACAGUGAGCCAGUCGAGACUUCGAAUGCCGCACUUCCACCAGCAUCAGCACAUCAGCUCAAUCCACCAGGGACAACGCCCAGGAGUAGACCCAACGGAAGCACGACUGGAUCCGUUGAAUCAUCAUCCACCACGGCGACUUACUAUGUCGAUGGUGCCCCAUCUAGGGCACCCUUUAAAGGUCGCCCAUCGCAAAGAAGUCUAGUAUUAGAUAAUGCAGCGAGGCCCGAUGAUGACACUCCGACACCCAGCACAGCGAUUCCAGGCACCUCCAAAGAAGCUGAUGAAGGGACAGGGCUUGAUCUAUCUGUACAGGCCUACGAUAACCUUCUGCAACACAUCAGCGUCGAACCUUUUCUUCAAGGCCGCAGCGCGACACCGCUUCCAUCCAUAGCUCACGCUCGAGUUUAUUUCCGAUUGUACUUUCAACAUUUCCACCCCGCUUAUAACUUCCUGCAGAAACCAACCGACUUCUACCAUGAGCCGGCGAAUUGGCCUCUUUUGUUGGCCGUCUGUACAAUUGGCUCGGUCUACUCCCGAGGCGAGAUCAAUCUCGGCUUCAGAAACCUGUUUCUUCAAUUUUUGGAAAGCGCUGUGCGAUUUUACAUUUCAACGGGUGAUGAUGUGGCAGGAUCUUCUCAAGUGUCACUGAUAAGCCCCGGGGAAGAUUCAAUGGGUCUAGUCAUCGCUCAAAUGUCUAUCCUCUGGUUGAUAUACGACCUGCACAACGGUGUCCGCGGCGAUCGCUACGAUUUGGCAUUCCUAGUACGGCACUUCUUGAUCAAUGCCUGUCGGAAGAUGGACUUACUAGGUAUACGAGAAGACUUGCCACAGUCAGCGCAACACGCGGAUGGAUCAAGCGCUCAUAGGAGGUGGUUGGACAGUGAGUCCAGACUGAGAACGGGUCUCAUGAUAUGGAUCCUCGAUGUUAUUGUAUUCCUAGAGAGAGGUCAAGAUGUAUUGCUCAAGCUAGGCGAUGCAAAAGGCCAGAUGCCCUGUCUUGAUUCUAUCUGGGACCAACCUACUGCUAAGAAACCGGGACAGCAACAAUCUAAGCCAGUGACUAUACCUGAGGCCAUGGAAAUGCUUUACAUGGAGAAGAGGCUGCCACCGAACCUGGGUGACUUUAGCACCAUGGUGCUCACGUACGCUAUCAUCAGGCGUACGAAGGAAGCUAUCUACCACAACCAGAUCAGGCUCAAUUCAUGGACGCCGACAGCCGACGUCCAGAAGUGUGGUCCUGGCGAUACCGUCGAAGAGACUUGGCCCCCUUCGCUGCCUAUCCUAUCAAGGUGGCGGAACAGCGCCUGCGACUCUCUCGACCUCCUCCACUGGAACGCUAACGCUAUCAUCGCCAAAGCCGGUGGAUGGGAGCAUCCCGUCAUCUUACAUCUCCACCUCUCUCGCCUCGUCCUUCUCGCUCCGAUAACCCACCUACAGACACUAGCUGCUGCCGCCUCGGCGCGAGCAUCCUCCCGCAACGUCGACAAUUCCAAAGUCGAAAAGGCGAGAUCUCUCGUCGCCCAGUGGGCUCUGCGUGAUCAGUACAAAGCCAGACUAUCGGUCGUUCAUGCCGGAGCGAUGCUUUGGCACAUCCGUCGUUAUAGUGUGGGCAACUUUCUCGAGCCCUUUGGCAUAUUCGCUGCAACAUUGGUGGUUUGGGCGUACAGUACAAUGAUGCUGUUCAUGAGGCGGCACCAGAACCCGAGGUCUCACUUGGCCAGUGACGGCCCUGGCCAGCAAGAUAGCCCGAUAGAGGCAGUGGCGGAAGUUGAAGAGGACCCGGAGCCCAGCUUCCUCCACCUCGACCGGCCAUGUGACGACGAGAUGGUGCAGACUUAUGUGAGGCUAGGCCAUAAGAUGGCGGGCCACAUGGCCAAGGUGGGAGAUAUCUGCAAUGAUGGGGCCCCUCGGAAGAUUCUCAGAGAAGGGAUACAGAUGCUCAAGGGGAGACCGGAGCAGAACGGAGACGCAGCAAGUAGCGUCGGGAGCGGAGGUACAAGCGAGAAUGGCAGGGGAUACUCGGUCUGGGGAGUGGAACGAACAUACGCCGAUCUCCUGGGCUCGCUUGUUCAGUCCACCUCGGACUAG